Solanum tuberosum (potato) is the source of this 2301-nucleotide messenger RNA. RefSeq names its product phosphatidylinositol 4-phosphate 5-kinase 6-like. NCBI's taxonomy places the organism in Eukaryota, Viridiplantae, Streptophyta, Magnoliopsida, Solanales, Solanaceae. Gene Ontology annotation, molecular function: 1-phosphatidylinositol-4-phosphate 5-kinase activity; ATP binding. The transcript is spliced from 8 exons. Gene Ontology annotation, biological process: phosphatidylinositol phosphate biosynthetic process. The record is from RefSeq and is a predicted model, not a curated record. Bases 1 to 2301 code for a protein of 766 amino acids. Gene Ontology annotation, cellular component: plasma membrane.
AUGAGGGCGUGGGAGGCAACUAUAAGGAUAACACAAGCUGCAACAAGGAAACGUGCUAACACGAUAUUCUGUACACAAGGUUCAUCAUCACCAACAACAGAGGAAGAAAAUGAGGAACAAGAUGAUCACAUUUACGCGAAUGGUGAAAUCUUCCAUGCUGAGAGGUUUCUCCCAAAUGGUGAUUACUAUAGUGGUUAUUGGCUUGACAAUUUCCCUCAUGGACAAGGUAAAUAUUGGUGGACUGAUGGAUGUAUGUACGUUGGAGAUUGGUUUCGUGGCAAAACUAUGGGCAAAGGUAUCUUUAGUUGGCCCUCUGGUGCAAUGUAUGAGGGCAAUUUCAAGACUGGAUUUAUGGAUGGAGAUGGUACCUAUACGGGGCCUAAUGGUGAUACCUAUAGGGGUUGUUGGAUCAUGAAUUUGAAACAUGGACAUGGGGUUAAGGAGUACGUUAACGGAGAUUGUUAUGAUGGUGAAUGGUGUAGGGGAUUACAAGAAGGACAGGGGAGGUAUAAUUGGAAAAAUGGGAAUUAUUAUGUUGGUGAAUGGAAAAAUGGAACUAUUUUUGGUAAAGGCAAAAUGUAUUGGACUAAUGGAAAUGUUUAUGAAGGGAAUUGGGAAGAUGGAUUUCCUAAAGGAAAUGGUACUUUUAAAUGGACUGAUGGAAGUUUUUAUGUUGGAAAUUGGAGUAAAGAUCCAAAUGAACAGAAUGGUACAUUUUAUCCAUCUACAUCAUUGUUACAAACUGGUAAUCUUGAAUGGGAUCCUCAACAAGUUUUCAACGUCGAUUUGGUUGAAUGUACUAUCUGUCCACCUGAGAAAGUUCCUAUUUUGCCUUCACAGAAGAAACUCGCGUUAUGGAGGUCAUCUAAGGCUGUUGACAGUAACAUUAAGCCUAGGAGAAUGUCGUUGGACGGGAGAAUAGAUGCACCUCCUGUUGAUAGGGAGUUUGGUAGAAUUCGUUUAUCUGAUGUUGCAGGAACUUCUGCUAGUACUUCUUAUUAUUUGGACGAUUCCAUCGUUGGCUUGCAGGAUCCUGAUGGAUAUUUAAGAGGAAGUCCUAUAAGAAUUCCUAAAGUUGUUAAGAGACAAGGCCAAACUAUUUCCAAAGGGCAUAAGAAUUAUGAGCUUAUGCUUAAUUUGCAGUUGGGAAUCAGGGUAUCAGUGGGACGGCCUGGUCCUCCACCAUCACUAGAUCUCAAGCCAUCAGCGUUUGAUCCUCGAGAGAAGUAUUGGACUAGAUUUCCAACAGAAGGAUCCAAGAUCACGCCUCCUCAUCCGUCUUGUGAAUUCAGAUGGAAGGAUUAUUGUCCGAAAGUUUUCAGGGCAUUACGGAUGUUAUUCAAAGUGGAUGCAGCUGAUUAUAUGAUAUCGAUUUGUGGUAAUGAUGCCCUCAGGGAGCUUUGUUCCCCUGGAAAAAGUGGAAGUUUUUUCUACUUGACAAACGAUGAUCGAUAUAUGAUCAAGACAAUGAAGAAGGCAGAAACAAAAGUGCUAUUAAGGAUGCUUAGCGCGUAUUUCAAUCAUGUUCGCGCUUUUGAGAACACCCUUGUGACUAAGUACUAUGGCCUGCAUUGUGUGAAGCUAAGUGGACCAGCACAGAAGAAGGUACGAUUCGUUAUCAUGGGGAACCUCUUUUGCACAAAUUACUCAAUUCAUAGACGAUUCGACUUGAAAGGAUCAACAUUUGGAAGAAUGACAGAUAAACCAGAAUCCGAGAUUGAAGCAACAACAACCCUUAAAGACCUUGAUCUCAACUUCAUUUUCAGGUUACAAAAGACAUGGUUUCAAGAAUUCUGCAGGCAAGUUGAUAGAGAUUGUGAGUUCAUGGAACAAGAGGGAGUGAUGGACUAUAGCCUUUUGGUUGGUAUCCAUUUUAGAGAAGCAGAUAGUACUGAAGAUCAGACAUCUUCUGGUUCUGGAACACCUAUUGAUAAUGGAGGCUCGGAAAAUGAAACAUUUGCUCGUGUCUCUCGAGCUGAUAUGGAUCAAUUGCUUCUUGAUCAGGAAGGGUGGGCUAGCAUAAAACUAGGAAUAAACAUGCCUGCAAGAGUUGAAAGGACAGAGAGGAAAGCUACAGAAGCGGAAACUCAGCUAAUCGGAGAUCCAACAGGAGAGUUGUAUGAUGUGAUACUGUUUUUCGGGGUCAUAGACAUACUUCAAGACUAUGACAUUACAAAGAAGCUAGAGCACGCGUACAAGUCUAUGCAAUGUGAUCCAAACUCAAUAUCAGCAGUUGAUCCAAAGGCAUACUCAAGGCGUUUUCGCGAUUACAUAUUCAAAGUUUUUAUAGAAGAUAACUGA